UUGGAUUGGGCUUCUGACAGAUGGGGAGUGAGCUUAUCACAGCUCAUGUAAGUAUAGAUUGUUCGUCCUAUCUAAAAUCCAAAAAUUGAGUACCCGAGAAAAAGUGAAGAAACAAAAAUGGCUUCUCUUCUCCAACUUUCACCGUCUCUGACGUUCGGAAGGCAUCGUCUCAUUACAAGACCCAUCAAAGCAUCGUCUAAUCUCUGCCCACCAAACCCAAAUUCAUUACAAUUUGCCAAAUGGGUCUCCGAGUUCGGAUUCAAAUCUCUGAAAUUCGCGCUAUCUGGCACUCUUGCUGUCUCAUUAUCUCUCACAGGAGUUGGAUUUGCUGAGGGAAAAGUUGGAGUUAACAAGCCAGAAUUGCUUCCUAAAGAAUUUAGUCCCAUUAUUGAUGUUGCAGGGUUCCUCUCAGAUGGCCAGGAGAAGAGAAUUGCACAGGAGAUAGCUUCGAUUGAAAAGGAUACAGGAUUCAAGUUGAGAGUUCUAGCUCAGAACUAUCCUGACACACCCGGAUUAGCCAUUAAAGAUUUUUGGCAAGUGGAUGAUAGGACUAUCGUCUUUGUUGCUGAUCCUACAUUUGGCAAUAUAUUAAAUUUCAAUGUGGGUGCUUCAGUUGAUUUAGACAUACCACGCAGCUUCUGGAGCCGUUUGGCAGGGCAAUAUGGAAACAUGUUUUAUUGGAAAGAGAAGGGGGAAGAUGCAUCUAUUGAAGCUGCUGUCAUAGCAAUAUCAAAAUGUCUGAAAGAACCUGUAGGCCCAAACAAUUGCUCAGAGGUAAAAUAAUAUCAUGGAUAUUACAACUUUUGGUUACAAGUUUUAUGCUUCAUGCUCCAGGUGAAUCUUUUGUAACAGUCAUGUAAUUAUUUUUAGAGCUGUAUUAUGAUUUAUGAAGAGAUAACAAUAGGACAUAGAAAUGUCAUAUUUAUUGUUUAUUGAGUUUGAUUUUAUUUAGUAGGUAGUAUAUAUUGUAACUUAGAGUUCUGUAAUAUAAGCUCCAUUGAAAAGGAAAAAUUGAAGAAAAAGAAAAACGCACAUGAAGCAGAAUGGUGAAAUAUUG
This is a messenger RNA of Cornus florida, 1057 nucleotides long. RefSeq names its product thylakoid lumenal 15.0 kDa protein 2, chloroplastic. The coding region runs from base 118 to 783 and encodes 221 amino acids. The transcript has 6 exons. The record is from RefSeq and is a predicted model, not a curated record. Lineage: Eukaryota; Viridiplantae; Streptophyta; Magnoliopsida; Cornales; Cornaceae.